Molecule: messenger RNA, 342 nt
Organism: Pseudozyma flocculosa PF-1
Lineage: Eukaryota; Fungi; Basidiomycota; Ustilaginomycetes; Ustilaginales; Ustilaginaceae
Exons: 3
Coding region: 1-342 (113 amino acids)
Biological process (GO): mitochondrial respiratory chain complex IV assembly
Cellular component (GO): mitochondrial intermembrane space
Source: RefSeq, a predicted model, not a curated record
AUGUCGUUCGGUCGACCACCUACAUUCUCCAACUUCUCCGUGCUCCCACCAGAGCGCGGCAGCUUCCCGCUCGACCACGAAGGCGAAUGCAAGCAGGUGAUGGUGGAUUACCUCCGAUGCAUGAAGGACAAUAGGGCCGACAAUGGAAAGUGUCGACAGCUCAGCAAACAGUACCUCCAGUGCAGGAUGGACAAGGGAUUGAUGGACAAGGACGACAUGAAAAACCUCGGCUUCCAGGAAACCGAUCAGGCCGUGCCCGCCUCUUCCUCUUCCUCUUCGCAGCAGCAGUCACCCACCCCCGCAGCGACGGCAGGGAAAGGAUCCGGGGCAAAGGCUGUAUGA